AGAAGCUUGCGACGUUUUGAAGCGACGUAUUUUGAAAACAAAUCAUUUAUUUUAAAUAUACAUAAUAAUAUAAUGUUUCAAAACGUUCUUAUGACAACGUUAACUCCCUUGUGUGAUACGAAUGAGAUUCAACAAUGGGAAAAUCAACCGUUCGCAAUUAAGUUGCCAGAACCCAAAUAUAUUAAAGAAUCAAGCGUCACUAAAACAAUAAAGAAGAAAAAUAAACGCAACCGGACAUCGUAUACAGGUGAACAAUUAUGGGUGCUAGAGAAAACCUUCUGUCGUACAAAAUACAUAAAUGCAGAACGUCGCAAGGAGCUCGCGCAAUGCUUGAUGAUCGGAGAGAAAUGUAUUAAAGUUUGGUUUCAAAACAGAAGAAUGAAGGAGAAGAAAGUAUCAUUAGAAUCGAGUUGCGACUCUUCAAGCGAAUGCUUUGCCGUCGAACCUGUAUCACCCCCAACAGAUAACGUAAUACCAAAAAACGCUGGCCAAUACGUUCUUACCGAUAACAUUAACCAAAAAGCAACCAGUCAAAAAAACGCCUCUGAAAGAGAAUGCUAUUUCAAUCCAUAUAUAGAAAAUGUUACAGCAGAAUCGUUUCAUACUGGUUAUUAUCAGAAUUAUGAUACCCUAGCGUAUAGAAAUUAUGACUCACAUUUCCAUACUAGUGAAUAUUCUCAAAAUGAUGCAGGUAGUUAUCUCACACAAUAUUAUCCUGCAAAGGAAUACACGAACUUAGAUGAUCAAUCCAACCAUCAAAAUGAUAACAAUAGUUGGGCAGCUAAUGUUUUCGAUUUGAAUUAUUUUUAAAUAUUAUAUUUUUAUUGAAAUACCAUAGAUUAUAUAAUAUUAGAAU
Nymphalis io (European peacock) is the source of this 856-nucleotide messenger RNA. Its product is annotated as homeotic protein deformed-like. Gene Ontology annotation, molecular function: DNA-binding transcription factor activity, RNA polymerase II-specific; DNA binding. The record is from RefSeq and is a predicted model, not a curated record. The transcript is spliced from 3 exons. The coding region runs from base 73 to 810 and encodes 245 amino acids. Gene Ontology annotation, biological process: regulation of DNA-templated transcription. NCBI's taxonomy places the organism in Eukaryota, Metazoa, Arthropoda, Insecta, Lepidoptera, Nymphalidae.